Vespula pensylvanica (western yellowjacket) is the source of this 2476-nucleotide messenger RNA. Its product is annotated as ras-interacting protein RIP3-like. Lineage: Eukaryota; Metazoa; Arthropoda; Insecta; Hymenoptera; Vespidae. The transcript has 2 exons. Bases 308 to 2140 code for a protein of 610 amino acids. The record is from RefSeq and is a predicted model, not a curated record.
UAGUAUUAGAAAUUUUAACGUAGUAUGAGAUAUCAGCUAGGAGAUUUUUUUUUAUGCUUGUAUUGUUAGCAACAGUGUUGGUACAAAAUAUGAAUUUAUCCGUUGAAGUGAUAUGUCGUAUAAGUUCGAAUAUAUAAGUGUUGAUUAGAAGAAAUAAAAAUAUUAUCGUGAAUUUUAUUAAUGUUCUCUUGAUGAAUUUUAUCUCGUUAUCUAAAUAUAAAAGAUCACAAUUGGUCUCGUAUUAAAUGAUAAAUUGAAAUUAGCAAUUAUUUGAUAUAACUGCUAUUAUUACUUAACAAUCUUUAUAAUGGAUAAUUAUUGUUCUCCACAAUGGGUAGAUUUUACAUCUAAUUUAGAUGUGCCUUCAGAUAGUUAUUUUGACAAAGAUCAUGAAGUUAAUAAAUAUAGAGAAUGCAUGGAAGUACCACAAAUUGAAAUAACAUCAGCAGAAACAAAGAGUAAUGAAGAAAUUUUAGAAGAAACAAAGGAAUCCAUACAAUCGAAAAAUAAAGAUUUUAUAGAAUGCUCAUCUGAUAUUAAUGGAAAAGUAGAAACUGAAUUAAAUAUUAUAAAGAAUACACCGAUAAAACUAAUGUAUACUUCUUCCACUUCGUCACACGGUAGUAGUAAAUGCAAACUUCUUAAGAAAGUGUCAUACAACGAUGUCAUACAAGAAGCUAUGGAAAAUUUACAAAAUUGUGUACUAACUCCAUCAAAUGCUUUUAAAAAACCAAUGCUAAUUACAAACAAAGCAUCAAAAUGCUUAGAAUUUCAAGAUAAUAAUCAAGUCAACUGUAUAACUAAUAAAGAAACAGAACAAGUUAGAGAAGGUUUAUCUGAUGAAGAAAUAAAAAGUUUAUCAGCUUCUAUUACUAAACGCGAUAUUACUACAACGCCACAAAAUAAUUUGCCUAGUCCUAAUAUAUCGCCAAUAAAUUUGUUAAAACAAGAUGAGUUUGAUCAACAGUUAGAUUGUGAUAGUAAUUCUGCUUGUCAUACGUCUGAAAAUUCUACUAAACAAUCAUUAAAAGUAAAUACGUGCAACAAACAAAAUUCAUGUAAGACAUUAGAAAAAGGCAAUGGUAAGAAACAGUCCAGAACAGUAGGUUAUCAAUGUAGAAGACAGAGUCUUACAUUUCGUAGGCAUUCCAAUCGAUAUAUCAGUUCAGCAGCAGCUGUUCUUCAGUAUCAGAAUAAAACUCCAGAAAGAUUUCAUACUCAAAGUCAAAAAAAACGUAAAGAAUUGAAAGUUAACGAGACGAAAGAAAACCAUUUAAAAUUAAAAUCUACAAAACGCAAUUUGUCAAGCUCUUUGUUUAAAACAACUUCAAAUAAAAACGUUACAUCGAAAAGCGCCAAAGUAUCUGAUAUAAUAAAGUCAAGCGGAUCCCGUUCGAAUGCUUCUGCCAAAAAAACACCAUGUAAUAAAAAUGUUUUUUCUGCGAUUGUAGAUAAUAAUGGUUCGGCAUUUGUCAUUAAGAAAGAAAAAAUUUUAUUCUUCGAUAUUCCUAUAGAUUCCAAACAAAAGAAAACUACACGUCCUAUACCUUUUAGUUUUGAAAAUCGUGAUAAACUAAAGCAAGAGUUUAAAUUAAAGCAGUCGCAGCUCGAUAAAAGUGAUAUUAAAAAUAUAGAAAAUCUUCCAAAUAAAAAGAAUUUAAGUACGAUAAAAGGAGGAUCCUCUUUAUCUGUAUCAUCAACAAAUAGUCAGAAAAACAGAAGCAUAAAUAUACGAGAAAAAAAUCUAUUAAAAGUAGAUCAACAAUAUAAAGAACAAGAGAAUAAACAAUCUGAUAUCAAUGCUUCUGCAACAAGUGAGAUCAAUAUAAAUCAAAAAGGAAAUCUCAAACCGAAAGUUAUGAAGAUUGGAAUGAAUUCUUAUGAGAGAGCGAAACAAAGACACGAAUUCGAUGAAAAGAUUAAACAAAAGAUUAUUAUGCAAGAGGAAGAACGUCAAAAAGAAGAAAUAAAAAAAUUGGCUAAGGAAAAAUUACAAAUAGCUAUGCUUCGCAAGCAAACAGAGGUAAAAGCAAGGCCUAUGCCAGUAUUUAAACCACCACGUCAUAUUAAAUCUGUGAAACCAUUAACUGAACCACAAAGUCCAGCUUGGGCGCAUAGAAAUAAAAAACCAACUUCGUAAUAUUUUUUCUAGAGAGAGUAUAAGUGUAUUGCAUAUAUUCCGUUUUAUUUAAAAUAUUAUUCUAUGUAAAUAUGUAAAAGAAUAUAUGUUUAUGUAAGAUAAAUAACAUAUUAAAGUAUUAAUACAAGGACAUUAUAAAGAUAUUAAUAUUAGUUAAGGAGAAACAUUUUUUUUUAAUAUUUUGUGACAUACUUAUUGCAUUAAACACAAUAAUUAUAAUUUAAUAUUUUUAAAAUUGACUUAAAUAAUACUCUGUAUCAAAUACAUUAAUACAUUUUCAAAUUAAAAAAGUUCAUAUCUUUUGUAUUUAAAAAUUUGAUUAUCACAUAACUUUAU